CCAUUUAUGCUUCUAUUGUAGAAAAAAAAAAGAGGAAAAUUGAUCCACUAUUUCACGUCAGCGACACCCUGACGGCUGCUAGCAUUAGGCUGGCAUUAAUCACUCCAAAUGCGCAGCUAAAACACUUUAGACGGAGUAAGUGGCUAAGUACACGGCUCUGAAAGCAAGACAAACGUCAAGAGUGAAUGCACAUGUUUCAGAGUUUGCACACAGAGGAAACUGGAGUCAGCUUGGCAGUAUCCUAGCAACAGCCAACAAGAAGUAAAAACUGCACAAUGGUGGAGAGAGAGGGGGAAAGAGGGGGGUGGUAAGGUUGGUGGUAAAAGUGAAGAGGGUGAGCGAUGUGGUGAAGAAGAGCGGAGGAUCUCUGCAGCACCGUGACAGGACGACAGAUAUUGAGAACAAAGUCUACCAUCCUUUCAAGAUGUUUGUGGGAACCCUUCUCGAUAGCAGUUCAACCUGUCCUGUCCAAGCAAAUGAUCCCAAAAGUCCAGAUUCUCAGUCAGAUGGUCCUUCAUCUUCUUCUCCACAUCAUUCGCUUCCCUGCUGGGCAACCCAGGUUCAGAGCGACCUCGCCCUGGCCAGGGAGGAGUUACGCCAGAUUGAGCUACGUCAUGCAACUGAGAUUGAGAUGGUUAAGCGGGGCGUACAACGGGCGAUCCUCGGCGCAUGUAGAGAAGAGAAGCGUCUGCUGGAGAGGGUGGAGCAGGACCAUCGGGACACUCAGCAACGUUUGGAACAAGUUGAGAGGGAGAACAUGGCAGCCGCCAGGGUGAGUCAGUCUCUGUUGGAGCAAAGAAUUGAGAAGUUGGCUUGUCUUCAACGACAACUCCAGACAAUGGAUCAGUCUGUCCUAUCUGAAAAGGGACCAAACAAAAACCCUUUACUAGAGGAGAUUUCAGAGUUCCUGCAGCCCUGGGAGAUCUCUGUUUCUCUUAAGAAAGUAAACUUCAAACCAAGCUCCCAGCCUAAUGCAGUAACUUUUGGAGACAUUCGAGUGGAAGAGCAACAUCUGUGUCUGAAUGUUGGAGGCUGUGGGCCAAAUGGAAAGCUUUGUGCGUUACAUUCACAGGAGAUGCGUUGUGAAGACAUAAACCAACAAAGUUCUAAAAGGGCAAAAAGCGGAGAAGGACAGGGUUGGACAUCACCGACAGGCAGAACGGUCAAAAGGAUCAACCUCUUAAACAGUGGUGAUGUAGAGUCAGAGGAAGAGCAGAAGCUUUCGUCUGCAAAGAUACACCAUUGGCUGCCUAAAUGUGAACAGUUUGACUGGGAAGCAUCCCAAGUUGAUGAGCUGGAUAAAAGUUGCUUUGAGCAACAAGGGGAGAACUUAUUUUUGGCUGUCCCUUCUGCUAAAAAUAAGGAUAUUAAAGCAAAGGACAUGGUGACUGACCCUCAGGGGAAUGUCCUUCAGCAAGUAAGUUCCCCAAACAUCAGUGGCUCCUCCAGAAGAUGCCGUAACUACUUUGACAUUGCUGUCAAUGCCAAGGGUCUAAUCGCCUUAAGUUGUGCUGCGGAAAGAGCUUUGCUUGUGUUCAGUCGACAUGGCCGCCUGCUCCAGACUUAUGGAGGAUCUACGUUGGGCUCUGCAAAGGAUGAGCUAGAAGCUCCCAGAGGGGUGGCUGUGACUAGACUAGAUGAAUUCCUGGUAGCUGAUAUCAGAAAAGGUACCCUCAUCGCCCUGAAGCUUGACCCUAAAACAGGCUCCAGGCUUGAACGCACAGUGGUGACCGGAUUCCACAGGCCUUACUUGGUGGCAACCUGCUUGAGUUCGGGCAUGGUGGCAGUGUCCGAAAGGGGCAAUGAAACAGGACGAGUGCCUUGCAUCAAAGUUCUGGAGCCAAGCUGGAACACAGUGAGAGUUCUUGGUGUAUGUGCUGGCAUGGGACCAGUCCUCACAUGUCCCUGGGGCAUAUGCAUAGAUAAAGACAGCAAUAUCUUAGUGGCAGACUGGGGAGAGCAGCACAGAAUUGUGUUGUACCCUGCUCAAGGCGUGGGCUGGCCCAUCGUACACCAGGGAUUGAGCAGCCCCCGUGGCCUGACCUUAUUACCAGACGGGCAACUAGCCGUGUCCGACAGCAUGCACCAUUGCAUUAAGAUUUACAGUUAUAAAGGGUGA
Molecule: messenger RNA, 2119 nt
Organism: Gambusia affinis (western mosquitofish)
Lineage: Eukaryota; Metazoa; Chordata; Actinopteri; Cyprinodontiformes; Poeciliidae
Exons: 3
Coding region: 425-2119 (564 amino acids)
Biological process (GO): negative regulation of translation; proteasome-mediated ubiquitin-dependent protein catabolic process; protein polyubiquitination
Molecular function (GO): translation repressor activity; ubiquitin protein ligase activity; protein binding
Source: RefSeq, a predicted model, not a curated record